ACCGCGAGCCUCGUGAGUGUCAAAUUUUGGUUCAGCGGGAUUCACGAGUGAAAUCAAAGUGUGACAAAUGCAAUCCGACGUCGACUGAAGAAAAAAAAAAGUGAAAAUCGUGUCGUAAAAAAACCAAUUGAAUUUUCCCGCCAUUUCGGUGAGGGGGGAAGGGCGACUGUCUCCUCAUUGGACGGAGUAACUUUCACACCAUUAGUUGGCGCUUAUCGCUUAACAGGUGUAAUCGCACCGUCACCGGUAAUUGGACUGUUUAGUUUCUGGUAUUUUCGUUAAAUUCCGUGGGAAAGGAAAAUUGUGAUCGCGUUUUCCGGUGUGACAUUGCGGCAUCCCUUCGGGAGAGUCGGAUUUUGUGAUUUUGACGAUGAUUUCGUGAAGUGCGUGGGUGAGCAUCGAUGAUGAGUGACAGAUGGACAGUGGAGUUGCGAGUUAUGUAGUUCGGUUGAUUGAAUUUAGGACUGAUUGUAAUUUAAGGGGCUGAUAGGGAAGAAGUUGAUACGUUGUAUCUGAAUUUUGGGUGGGCUAGGGGGUUGGUCGAGGGAAUUUAUCGUCACGUGUGAGUGGUAAACACAAGCACGAUGGAGACCAACGAGAAUUGGCCGGGUCGGAAGGCAAUCGAGGCGACAGUGCCCAAGAAAUUUCGGAAGGAGAGCAAUCGAAUGGAUGUUAGUGGACUCAAUUGGGCGAUGCUGUUUCUGUGUGUGGGGAGUCUUGGGAUUUCGGGAAUACUUGCUUAUCGUGAAUUGCAACUGGAGGCGAGGAUAGAGAGUCUCGAGGCGCGCUGCGAUCAUCAGGAGACCUCGGAGGUUAUCAUUAAGAGGCUUCGUCGGGAAGUGCAGGAGGCUUUUCUGGGACAGAAGAUACCGUAUCCGGAGUCACCCAUGUUCAGGAUUAAGAGGGAUGUUGGAGAUUGCAACUGUCCAGCUGGACCACCCGGUGAGCCAGGACCUCCUGGGAAAAGAGGGAAAAAGGGAAAGAAGGGUGACACUGGGGAGCCCGGAGCACAGGGUGUAGCGGGGACCGCGGGCAAGAACGGUUUUCCGGGGCCGAUUGGUUUGGAUGGACCCAAGGGAGAUCCGGGUCGACCCGGUGACAAAGGACAGAAAGGCGAGCUUGGAAGUCCAGGCUUUGACGUCUUCUCGGCUGUAAAGGGCCUCCAGGAACGUGGCCAUAAUAUAUCAGCGCAGACCAUCAUCCAGCUGAAAGGAGAGCCAGGUGAGCCAGGACCCCCUGGACCUCCCGGACCACAAGGUGCUGAGGGAAUAGCUGGACAGGACGGCAGACAAGGAAUACCUGGGGAAGUUGGACCUGCGGGAGAGAAGGGCGUUGCUGGACCUGAGGGACCACCUGGACCCGUCGGCCCACCAGGACCAGCAGGACCCAAAGGAGCAACGGGGCGAGUCGGUAUCAGAGGCUUUCCAGGACGACGUGGUGACAAGGGCGACAAGGGUGAGAGAGGCUUCACGACAUCACUGGACGGAAAACAGAUUCCUCUUGGGACGUUCGAGGGUCCACCCGGUCCCCCAGGACCUCCUGGACCUCAGGGAGAAAAGGGAGAGCUAGGUCCCACUGGUCCACCCGGACCGCAGGGCGAGAAGGGCGCACGGGGUAAACACGGCAAGAGGGGUCUCAAUGGAGAGUGCCGUUGUACGAGAGCCGCGAUUGGUCAGCCCGGUCCGAAGGGUGAGCCCGGGGAGAGAGGCGCCACGGGCUCUGAGGGUCCACCAGGACCUAAAGGAGAUUCUGGGCCACAAGGACUACCGGGGGUUGAUGGUGUCAAUGGGGAGCAUGGCAUACAGGGCCCACCAGGACAGCCGGGACUGUCAGGACCUAAAGGGGAGAAGGGAGAGUACGGUGACAUUGGACCUCCAGGGCUGAUGGGCCCUCCUGGGUUACCAGGUCCUCCGGGAGCACCGGGUCUCAGGGGAGAAAAAGGAGAGAAGGGAGAAUCGAAGUACAAAAAGUUAAGAAGAAGACAGGGUGAUGGCACGUUUGAAGUCAAUGCCGGUGAAGUGAUAAUGGGACCUCCAGGUCCUCCAGGACCACCUGGCUCAGCCGGCUUACAAGGGCCACCGGGUAUUAAGGGGGAUAGAGGACAUGAUGGUGCCAAAGGCGAACCUGGUGAGAAAGGCAGUAAGGGAGAUCCGGGUCCAAUGGGACUGCCCGGGCCAAUGGGUCUCAGAGGAGAGUCUGGUCGGCCGGGUGACUCUGGUAAACCCGGUGCCUCGCAGGUUGGCCCGUGGUGAUCCGCUAACAACUAACACGGGGAUAGGUAUCUUCUACACCAACAACAACAGCCCACCACCUUGAAAUGGGAUAACCGACAAUAACCUAUCUAACAAGUGCACGAUAAUUAGUCAACCAAAAGAAUUCUUGCACUAAACAUAAACAGAGAACUGUACUUACAACUCCAACGGCUCUCGCCGAUAAAAACCAAGAGCCCUAGAUCGUAAUCGAAAUAAUUGGAAAUUCGAUCAUCAUCAUCAACCCCCCCUCACCACCAAAAAGAUGAAAUAUUUGCGGUCUUGUGACUAGCCACAAGGCCCUUACCCCCAACAACUGUAACAUCGACAACCCCUCUAAAAAAAAAUCAUAUUAUGUAAAAAAAUAAUAAGUGCCAUCCCACCGUGGACGCGUGCAUAUAAAUAUAUAUUUAUAUAUAUUUUGUCACUGGAUUAAGACGCAGUAUCGUGCAGUUAACGGUGCAUAAAAUUCAAACGUUUCCAAACGUCAUUGAGUACUGAUAAUUGAACAUACUGUAAUUCAUAUUUGCCAACAGACUUUCAUACCAAAAAAAAGAAAAACUUAAAAAAAAAUGAUACUUAAGAGGUCCUCAUAUGAAAUGUGGGCUCUGCGGUGCUGGUACGAGGUGAAACGCUGCCGAUAAACUUUAACGAAACAACAAGAUGAAAAAUAUUUAACAACAAAAGCUCACUUUCUAACUUUAUUCCUAUAUGUCUGUGUAUCUAUCUCUUCUCGUUCUACUUGUAUUCUAUUGAAUGAAAAAUACAUUAUUUCGAUGAAAUCGUGUAUUCGACGUGUGCGUCGUUAGACGACACACCAGAGACGAUGAAUAAAGCGAAGUGAUGUGAUCUGAUGGUCAAUGACACCAAUGUAUGUCAAAAAAAAUAUGUAUAAUGUAUACCUCCAUUUUCAAUUCUUUUGACUCGAUGAGAAAAUACAAACUAUAUGUCCUUUCUGAGAUUUAAGAGCGAAUGUAUUAUAUUAUAUUAUAAAGAAAAGGUGGGAAGAAUGAAAAAGAGGAAAAGUUUACGUAAUUUCCGCACGGAGAGAAAAGGGGGAUAAAAAUUACCGAGAAAAUCGCGGCGAGUUUUACUGUAGAAAAGGUAAUCCUGGAGCGAACUGUAAUUCAAUGAAAAAAUACCUGUUUGUAGAGGAUAUUUUACGAUUCAUUCGGUAAAAAAAAACAUUUAUGGACGAGAAAAUUAUUCUCUUGUAUAGUAGACUCCCGUUGUAGUAGCAUUUUCCCUCAUAUUUAUUUUUCCUCGCUCAGCCGUUUUCCCACUUUACUACCCACGGGCUCCGGAGUAAACACUUCAACGUUAUCUUCGAGAUGGCAUUGUCUCUCAAUUCCAGAAGAGCCAACAAAUAAAAUACUCUGAAUACGAAUUUUUGAUCAUAAAAUGCCAAAACCGGCCCAAAUAGCGGUAUGAAUUAAAAAACUUGCAUUGAAGAAAUUACAAAUUAUUUUUUUCAACUUCGUCAACGUGUUGUUUAUGGGAAUACUUUUAGCGACGGAAUAAAAUAAUUCAGCUGGUCCUUUACAUUUUAUGGACGUUUAGAAUGACUAUUUCUCUGAUAACGAGCUCCUUAAGAGUUCGAAACCUUGCAAACUGCGAAAUGAUUUGUAAUUUCUUCAAUGGAAGUUUUUGAAUUCAUAUUGCUUUUUUGACCGUUCUUGGCUGGAAGUAGUUAAGAAAAAGAUUCUAGUUUUGUUCGGACAAGGUGAAUUAGAUAAUGAAUCAGAAUAAAGAAAAUAACAGCAAGAUUGCUGUUAAAAAAAGACAAGGUGAAUCUUACAACUAAAGCCAGAAGGUCAAAAAAUGAAGCUCACACACUUUGUCAUAUGGGGAUAUUUCUUUUAAAUUCACUGCUCGUUUCCACGCCUUGCACAGAUCGAUAAUAAUUGAUCACAAACACCUCACGUUUGCCAGGUUUAAGAAAAUAGUGAAAGGUUAGCUUUUGCUUAUCAAAUCGACUUUCACAGCGUGGCACACAGCAAAGAACUCUGGAUAUGCACUUUUUCGAUGAUUUUUCCGCGGGAAAUUCCAUUUUUUACAAUAAAUUUACAAUUUAUCGCACUUGACAGCUAGGGCUUGGAUCCCAUGUUGUUAUCCCACGCGGAUUCUCUUUUGCCCCACCAGAAGUCAUGUCCGAAUCGAACGGAUCCCAAUAACGGGAGUCUACUGUACAGUGACAUUUGCCACACCGAUCGGGUAUUUUUUUUCUUGUACCCAUCUGAAGGUCAUGGGGACGAAUGGAAGUGAAAUUAUACCGAACGCGUUCGGUAAAUAAUCGUUCACUGCAAUAUUAAGCAAUCAUUUCGUUUUGCACUUUUUUUGAAAAUGGAGUUCCCUCCACGAUUACUUGACUUAGUCAGUAAUUUUUCUCCAACUCUUUUCUCCGUGUGAACGAAUGUGUCCCAUUCGUGGUGGUAAACCCAUUGGGCAAUAAUUAACCUAGAUACAUCGAGCAUUAGUUAUUGUCUGAUGAAUGAUGAGAGAGAAUCCAACGAUGAAUGUGACGAGUCAACAACCAGGGAGAAAUAAAAUGCCCAGCAUCUCCGCAUUGUAAAUAAAACAUAAGCAGCCUAGAGAGAAAAACCGUCUAGAUUGCAGGGCUAUUUAGAUAGAUAUGAAAUGAAAUUUUUUUUUUUCGAUUGAAUUGAAUAGUAUAAAUUGAAGGGAGUUGAGAGGGAUAUUCAAUGAAAUUUAUAGUACCUCCUGAGGACUGCUGACUCGAUGUUCGAGCGUUUGGAAAAUUGAGCGCAAUCAAGAAAUCCAUUCAUCGAGAUAGUCAGGUUUUUUUUUCUUCUAGAAUUAUGAAGUUGAUUGAAAAAACAAGAUGGGAAGUAUAAAUAAAAGAUACAUUGAUUGUAUAACUACGUAUGCGCGAUGGGAAAUGAAGGGGGAAAUAUGGCCUACGAAUCGCUUCUAUUGUCAUUCAGUACUCAACAAGUUGUAAUUGCUAGUUAUUCGAUAUAGGAGACUCCAGUGAGAUUGUAUGUAAAAUUGAUUGAAAGUGAAAUUCACAAACUUGCAUGAUUGAUUGAAUUUGUAUUAUGAGUAUGAGAAGAGUGUUUUUUUUGUCAAUUUUUUGUUUUUUUUUUAAUCAAAAAUUUAUGAGGGGUUAUUCAUUCGUACGAUUUUACCGAUAACAUCUCUUGGUCUUUCGCUCAUCACAUUUUACUCGGACGAUUUGAUUUAAAUUGAUUUGACCCACACAAUUUGACUCAUGGCAAUGAAUAUUGCGGGUCAAAUUGAUUUAACCCAUUUGGCCCACAAUAUUUAUUGCGGUGAGUCAAAUAUUGUGGGUCAAAUUAAUAGGUUAAAUCAAUUUGACCCGCAGUAUCCACUGCGAUGAGUCGAAUUGAUUUAACCCAUUCCAGAUGAAUAUUGUGGGUCAAAUUAUAGGGGUCAAAUCAAUUUGGCCCAUCACAAUGAAUAGUGGGUGUCAAAGUGUUCUGACCCAUCGCAGUCAAUAUUGUGAGUCAAGUUGUUUUGAUCCAUCGCAAUCGAUAAAGGGAUCUGACCUAUACGACUGGACACAUCGCAGGAAAAUAUUGUGGGUCAACUUGAUUUAACCCCUACAAUUUUGCUCAUCAUAAUUGAUAUUGUGGGUGAAAUUAAUUUCACCACUAUGAUUUGAUUCAUCGUAACUGAUAUUAUCUGCGUGUGACAUUGAUUUGAUCAAUACCAUUCGACUCAUCCCGAUAAACAUGGUUCAAUUUUAUUGAUCCAUAGGAUUAACUUCACUGCAAUCAAUAUUGUGGAUCAAAUUGGGUUGACCCGCACGAUCUGCCCUGACCAUAAACCCGUAAUAAUUUGGGUGAUUCCAUUGAUCUCAAUCAAUUUCGUUAAUUUGGAUGAAAUCCCGUGGGUCAAAUCAUACAGAUUAAAUCGUAUAGGUCAAAUACUGGGCGUCAAAUUGUGUCUGUGAAACCAAUAAAAAUGACUAGCCCCUCGUAAAUACUGGCCUCAGACAUACCGACAAUUGAUGCCUCAACGAGACCUAUAAUUUACCUUCAAUUCUCCCCCCAAUUGUUCAUAAUUUUUUAUUGUAAUUAUAAUUAUCAAAGAAUGAACAAAAAAAAUAAGACUUACGCUGGCGUACUCGGUGAGGCUAAAAUUAUGAAUCAGCAAGUAUGCGCGCGACUCUGAUUGCAAUUAUGUUAGUUGUACUUUUAUAUAUAGAUAGACCUAGAUUAAAACCGUUUUAGUAUUAAGACUUUUUUGGCAAAAACAAAUUAUUUGAGAUAACAGACGAAGAGAGACAAGGACAUUAACACAUUAAACACGCACACGUACUUCAAUACAAAUGGGAGACACACACCGUGAGAUUUAUCGACGGGAGAGAAUACUCGAGAUUAAUGUAAUCAGAAUUACGUUUACGUCUCCUCCUUCAGAGUGUAAAAAAAUAAGAAUGCGAGGAAAAAUUGUUUGGUAACUAACGUUAAAUUCAAAAGAAUCUAAUGGAGGAGUCUCUGAUGUCUUUAUUGAACAUUAAUAUUAAGCGUAACAUGACAUUUGUUAAUCGACGAUGACAUUUCCAUUAAAAAUACGAGGAUGAUGAUAAUCCAUUGUCACGUUAUGAAAUUUACUAACAACCACGGAAAAUUGAUGAAUUUUGAUGAAUUGUUUCAUAAUGUCCUGAUUAAUAAACAGAAUGUGCAUGUGCCUGUU
Molecule: messenger RNA, 6929 nt
Organism: Diachasma alloeum
Lineage: Eukaryota; Metazoa; Arthropoda; Insecta; Hymenoptera; Braconidae
Product: collagen alpha chain CG42342
Exons: 20
Coding region: 585-2252 (555 amino acids)
Source: RefSeq, a predicted model, not a curated record